CUCCAGCUGGUGGUGGACACGGUCCAUGAGCACAAGGCCUCGGUGCAAGAGGAGCUGGACACAGCCAAUCAGCAGAAGGAGAAGCUGAGCCAGAUGAUCACUGACCUGCAGGCCUCUUUGGACUCGAGCUCCGAUGCGCAAGCGUCUGCCCUGCUGGACGCCAAGUCUGUUCUGAGGCAGGUAGAGGAGGAGAGGGAUGCGCUCACGGCACAGCUGGAGGAGAUGAGGGGCAGGAGGGAAGAGGCCGAAGCUCAGGGCAAGGAGACCACUCUCAAAAUGCAAGAGCAGCUUGACAAGGUGGUGUCCCUGGAGGCGGAGUCUCGCGACCUCAACAGUCAGCUGGAGGAGAAGGCGGGUCUCCUGUCGGCCCUGGAGGGAGAGAAGGUCACGUUUGAGGUCAGGAUGGCUGAGCUGGAGGAGCACAGAGACGGUUUGGAAAAAGAAAAGUUGGAGCUGAAGGCAGAGAUUGAGGAAUGGAAGGAGAAAGUUGAAUAUGAAAAACAGCCCAACAUUGCUUUCGAGCGGGAGAACGAGGAGCUCAAACAAAAGAUCACAGAGCUCUCCGAGUCGUUAGAAAACGAGCGUGUGCUCACGAAGGAGCAGAAGGGCGAAAUGAACGAGUUAACCUCGAAGUUUUCGGAUCUAGAGGCCUGCAUGCAGGAAUCCGCGCGGGAUCUGGAGCAAACCAAAGAAAAGCUGAGCUCUGUGGAGCGGGAGAAAGUGUCCUUGGACCAGGAGCUGGAGGCAGCCAAUGAGAAGCUGGGGCAGCUACAGCAGACCAAGGAUCAGCUGACCAGCGAGACGCACACGCAGGAACAGGAAGUUGCCUCCCUGAAGACGGACCUCUCCGACGUCCACUCACAGCUGUCCAGCGUUCGCUCAGAGCUGGACGGCAGUUCGCUGCAGUUGGAGGCGCUGAAGGAGGAGCUGGGCGGGGAAGUCUCGCGUUUGCAGGACAAAGUAGAGGCUCUUUCUAAGGAUCUUUCUGACAAGUCAGCCAGCCUUGGGAAAGUGACGUCUGAGCUUGCCUCGGCUAACAGCGAGAUUGAGGGGUUGAAAUCCUCUCUCGAACAGUCUGACCAGUCGAAUCGUGACCUUGAGCUGCAGGUGAAGCAGCUGACACGAGAGCUAGAUGUGUCGAGGGAUGGACAGAGCGAGAAAGGGAAGGAGUUUGAGGAGAAGACGCAGUCGCUUCUCUCCCAGCUCUCCGACCUGGAGGCUGAGCUGUCAGAGCAGCAGCGGCUGUCCAGCGAGCAGCAAGCGUCGGUGAAUGAUCUCACGUCCAAGCUUCAGCGCAGCGACGAGCAGCUUCAGAGUGUGACGGAGAACUCCUCCAAACUUCAGCUCGAGCUCGAAGCUUCUCGGUCCCAGCUGAAGGAGAAAGAAUCGGAAUACCAGCGGUCUUCCGAGGGGCAGAGAGCCUCUAUUACGGCUCUUGAGUCUCAGCUGCAAGCUAAGGAGGGUGAGGUCUCCGAGGCGACGGGCGAUGUGGAAAAACUUCGGGCAGAGCUGGAGGAGUCCCGGCGAGAGGCGAAGGAGAAGGGUGAUAAGCUGCAGAGUGUUCAGGACAGUCUCCAAAGUGUGUCUAGUGAUAAUGUGAGUGUGAAACAAGAAUUGACUUCUGUGUCCGCGGAGCUUGAAAAAUUGAGAAAGUUGUGCGAAGACAAAGACGAAGCGCUGAGAGUCGUGAAAGAAAGCAGUGGUCAGUCCGUAGAAUCUCUCACCGUGAAUUUGACAGAAGUUCAGCAGGAGCUGGACAGUGUGAAUAAGAAAAACGAACUCCUUAGUGCAGACUUGACCAGUGUGAAUGAGAAGAAUGCUGAGUUGCAAAAUGUGUUAGAAAGCAAAGAUUUGGAACUCUCUACAUUCAAAACGAACUGUGAGGAGCUUCAGAGUCAGAUUGAAAGUGUGUCUUCUGAUUUGGAAUCGUCCACCACCAAAGUGUCUGAGUUCAAAUCUCAGAACGAAUCUCUACAGCGACAGAUCACCGACUACAGCCACAAACUGACCAGCAUGUCGGAUUCUCUCGACGAAGACGCGCGCCAGACGCAGGCUGUCCUGGAGAGGCUCCGGGAAGAGAAGGAAACUUCGGACACCCUGGUGGCCUCCCUGGAACGCCAGCUGGUGAGCCUGGAGGGGGAGCUUCAAGCGACGCGGGGCACCACCUCGGAAAAAGACGUUCAGGUGAACGUGCUGAGUGCGGAGCUGUCGGAGGAGCGCGAUCGGGCAGACGGGCUCCAGCUAGCUCUACAGAAGCUCCAGGCCGACGGGGCACGCCAGGACCAGCAGGUGAGGGAUUUGUGUGAGAGUAAUCAGCUUGCCUCUCAGGACGUUUCUCGUCUACAGACCUCGCUCAACUCUGUCCAGUCAGAAAAGCAUGCACUACAAGCCUCUGUCGAAUCUAUAACCGCAUCACUCCAUCAGCAAUCUUUGCAUGUUCAGUCUCUUUCAGAUCAGUGUGCCCAAACCGAAAAAUCCCUCACAGAAAAGUCACAGGAAUGCUCGGAACUUUCACAAACUGUAUUAUCUUUGCAGACCUCACUAGAUUCUAAGCAUGCAGAAUUCGUUUUGAAAUGUGAAUCACUGGAUAGUUUGCAAGAAAAAUUUGACUCAGAGCAUGAACAGUUAGUGUUGCGUACUAAUAAGCUUGAUAACGUAGAAAAAGAAUGCAGGCAUGCCAAAGAACAAGUAGAGUCACUGAAGUUAAGUUUAGAGCAAGAGCACAACAGUUUUAUGUCUCUGUCUCUGCAGGCAGAAACGCUUCAGCGAGAUUUAGAUGCGAGUAAAGAGGAGGUCUCGCGACUCACGGGCGUGCUAAAUACACAGCAGACGCAGUUAGAGACUGUCACUCAGCAGUCGUUUAGUGAGCAUUCCGUCCUGCAGCAGCAAGUUCUGUCCUUGACCUCUGAACUUGGAGAGAAGCAGAUGCUGGUCACCGACUUGCACGGCCAGGUGGGCAAGCUGAGUGAGCAGACGGAGAGACUGGCGGAACAGCUGAGCGCUGAGGGAGAGGAGCUGGAACGUGUGAGAGGGCUGCUGGCGGAGAAGUCUGGGCAGAUGGACGCUUUGUCUGCCGAGAAACAAGAGCUGGAGGGGAAGCAUGUAGACUUGGGCGAUGAGCUGAAGAAAAGUAGGGAAGAAACGGAGAGGCUGGCUUCUCAGCUGUGUGAUAGUCAUAUGCAAAUGCAGAACUCAGAUUCUUUGGUGGAAAGUUUGCAGGCUGAACUGAAAAGUAAACAAAGUAAUCUAGAGCAGGUGACUGCUCAGCUUAGCGAAGAGAAGCUAAAAGGUGAUGAAAUCUCUGGGAAGCUCGAAUUGUCGUCUGAAAACUUGAGGAGUAUGAAUGCAUUGUUGGAGGCAAAAUCGUCUGAAAUAGCUGGUUUACUCUCUCAACUGAAAUCCCUCACCUCGGAAAAGAACUCGCUUCAGUCGCAUCUUCAGGCACAGUCAGAGCAGCUGGAGGAGACGUGCGCCCAGGUCGUGGUCUCCGCCUCUGAGGUUGUCGAUCUGAGGCAGGAGCUCGAGGACUCAGGAGAACGUCUGACAGACUCCCAGGGGGCGCUGGAGACGUCGCGUGCAGAGCUGAGCAACUACAGAGAACUGCUUCAGCAGACACAAGCCAAUCUGGAAGAGGCCUUGACCUCGAAAGAGGCGGCACAGCGCGACCUCAAGACUCUGGCCGCGUCAGGGGACCAGAAGGAGGAUGAGCUCCGCACCAGUUUGCUAGCUGUCCAGCAGGAAGUGACCUCACUCCAGGAACAGUUGGAAUUGGUGAAAGUCGACCAUCACACUCAGGUUGAAAGUCUGGAAAUUGCUUUGACCACUCUCAAGUCAACAUACACAGAGGAAGUUGAUGAGCUGAAGAGCUCUAUAGAAAGGGAUGCUGAAGAAAUGUCUAAAGUUAAUGAAAAAUUGAGUAUCUCUGAAACAGAAAAUGAAACUUUAAAAGUUGAGGUGCAAGCGUUGACUGACAAAGUGACAUCCUCUGAAGAAUUGGUCACUGUGAAAAACUCUGAACUAGAAACUCUGAUGUCUCAGUUGGAGUCUGUGAGAUCCGACCACCACGCUCAAGUGGAGGGUCUGGAAAUGGCCCUGACCACCCUAAAGUCGACGUACGCCGAUGAAGUGGACGAGCUGAAAGCUGUGGGAGCAAGUGAGAAGACAGAGGCCAUGUCGCGACUGGAGUCACUUAGCAAAGAAAACAGCGAUUUGCAAAUUGAGAUUGGUGGGUUGAAAGAUUCUCUGUCAGAGAGGAGUCAUGAAAUGUCAGAACUAAAAGAUUCAAAUGACAAAACCGUGAAAGAGCUUUUGGAAGCUUCUGAAAAGUUAAGUGUUUCUGAAAUGGAAAUUGAGAACCUGAAACUUGAAGUGCAAACCUUGACAAAUAAGGUAACAUCUGCGAAAGAAUUGGUCUCUGUUAAAAAUUCUGAACUAGAAACUUUGAUGUCUCAGUUAGAGUCUACGAGAUCCGACCACCACGCUCAAGUGGAGGGUCUGGAAAUUGCCUUGUCCACCCUAAAGUCAACGUAUGCCGAUGAAGUGGACGAGCUGAAAGCUGUGGGAGCCAGUGAGAAGACAGAGGUCAUGUCGCGGCUGGAGGCGGUGGAGAGAGAGAAGGAGGAGCUACAGGCAGAGCUAGAAGAGAGAAGUUCUGAGCUGGGAGUGGAGCGUCGUGUGGCAGAGAAACUCAAGACCAAACUGGAGAGGAAGGACGAGGAUUUGUCCCGAGCUUGUGAGGAGAAAGAGGCGGUGCUGACACAGAAAGGAGAGGACAUUGCUAGAUUGAGCAGUGAGAUGAGGGAAGAGAGAGAAAAGUUAAGCAAGGAAAACAGUGAUUUGCUGAAAAGUAUUGAUGAGUUGCAAAUUUCCCUUUCCGAAAGAAGUCAUGAGAUUUCAGAACUAAAGGAUUCCGAUGAGAAAACUAAGAAAGAACUUUUGGAAGCAAUUGAAAAGUUGAGUUCCUCUGAAACAGAAAAUGAAACUUUAAAAGUUGAGGUGCAUGCAUUAACUGUCAAAGUGACAUCCUCUGAAGAAUUGGUCACUGUGAAAAACUCUGAACUAGAAACUCUGAUGUCUCAGUUGGAGUCUGUGAGAUCCGACCACCACGCUCAAGUGGAGGGUCUGGAAAUGGCCCUGACCACCCUAAAGUCGACGUACGCCGACGAAGUGGACGAGCUGAAAGCUGUAGGAGCCAGUGAGAAGACAGAGGUCAUGUCGCAGCUGGAUGCACUUAGCAAAGAAAACAGCGAUUUGCAAAUUGAGAUUGGUGGGUUGAAAGAUUCUUUGUCAGAGAGGAGUCAUGAAAUGUCAGAACUAAAAGAUUCAAAUGACAAAACCAUGAAAGAGCUUUUGGAAGCUUCUGAAAAGUUAAGUGUUUCUGAAAUGGAAAUUGAAAACCUGAAGCUUGAAGUGCAAGCCUUGACAAACAAGGUAACAUCUGCGGACGAAUUGGUCACUGUGAAAAACUCUGAACUAGAAACUCUGAUGUCGCAGUUGGAGUCUACGAGAUCCGACCACCAUGCUCAAGUGGAGGGCCUGGAAAUGGCCCUGACCACCCUAAAGUCGACGUAUGCCGAUGAAGUGGACGAGCUGAAAGCUGUAGGAGCCAGUGAGAAGACAGAGGUCAUGUCACGACUGGAAGAGGUGGAGAGAGAGAAGGAGGAGCUACAGGCAGAGCUAGAUGAGAGAAGUUCUGAGCUGGGAGUGGAGCGUCGUGUGGCAGAGGAACUCAAGACCAAACUGGAGAGGAAGGACGAGGAUUUGUCCCGAGCUUGUGAGGAGAAAGAGGCGGUGCUAGGAGAACUGGAGUCUGUGAAGGAGCAGUGUCGGAGUACCAGCGAGGAGCUGGACUGUGUGAGCGCAGAGUGUGAGUCGGUGAGGAAACAGUACGAGGAGGAGGAGACGAAGCUCAGAGCGGCGGAAAAUGAUCUCAGUAGUCUUGUCAGUAAGAACGAGAGUGUGCUUGUGGAGUACGAAAGUCUGGCUCAGCGGCACAGGUCGGUGGAGGGAGAGAGAGACGCACUGCUGGGCAAAGUGAGUGAGCUGGAGCAGGUGAAUGUGGAGCUGCAAGGGAAACGUGAUGAGGUGACCGCAGAUGUCGCUGAGCUCUCCUCUCAACUCCAGGCUGUUCGCAGAGAGCUGCAGUGCCUUAAGACCGACUUGGUGAGCAAAGAGGAGGAGAGUGUGCAAGUUUGUGCUGAGCGUGACGGUGUGAGAGAGAAUUUUACAGCUCUGUCCACCAAAUAUGAGAAUCUAGUCAGUGAAAGUGAUGGUUUGAGAGAGAGCGUUCAGGCUCUGGAAGAGGAGGUGUUAUCGCUCCAAAUUGGGAACGGUGCCCUAGUCAGCGAGCUGGAAUCCCAGACACUGCAGUCCGAUGCUUUGUCUUCCAGUCUGGGAAGCCAGCUACAAGACAAGAGGACUUUGCUGUCUGCUGCCUUGGAACAAUGUGUUCAGAUGUGUUCCUCGCUAGCACCAGAAGGUGAUGCCGCAUCCUUGACUACUCUAGAUGAAGGGAUGAAGCUCAUGCAUGAGAACAUUGUAGGUCUUAACCAGAGACUGGAGAAAAAGUCAUCUGAAAUUUCUUAUUUACUUUCCAAAUUGGAGUCCCUGGUCUCGGAGAAAAACUCUUUACAGUCACUGCUGCAGUCAACGACAGAACAGCUGGAAGAGACGAGUGCUCAGCUGGUGGUGUCGGGGUCUGAGGCCCUGGAUCUACAGCAGAAGUCUGAGGCUCAGAGUGAAGAGAUUGAGGAACUGGAGAGGUUGUUGGUGAGUCGAGCAGAGGAGUUGUCACAGGUCCGGGCAGGACAUGAGGAGGAGAUGAGUGGCUUACAGUUUGAGAUAGACAAGAGUCAGUCUGCGCUAGAGACCAGGGAAGGAGAGAUAUCUGUGCUGAGGGAGAGGCUGGUGUCUGCAGAGGCGACCAGCGAUGAACAGAAUGUCAAACUGGGGUCUAUGAUAGACUCACUACAGCAGGAGGUGAGAGAGAAAGAAGAAACUGUGGAUGAAUUGAAUGCGGAGAAGUUGGCUUUAGAGUCCAGGCUGAAGGAGGAAUCAGAGGCGAAGACGGAGGCCUUGGAGACUGUGUUGCAGUCGCAGUUGGCUCUGAGCAAUCUGGAGAAAGAACUCACAGAUCUGAGGUCGGACAAUGAAGAACAGGCCAAGAGCAUGCAGGAGCUACAAGAUCGUCUGGAGAGAGCAGCCAGUGAGGCCGAGGAAAAGUCUGAGGUGAUUGAGAACCUGGAGGAGGAGGUGAGGGAGCUGAAGGCCGGCCUGGCCACGUCCAGUGCAGAGACUGCGGGCUACGAGGAGGCCUUGGAGGCCGCCAACAAGAAGGUGAGCAGUCUGGAAGUGGACAACUCUCUGCUCCAGCGCUCUCUGGAAAACUUACAGACUAUGCUGGACAACUUCCAGGGGGAGAUGAAGGAGACUGUGGAGUGUCUGCAGGCUUCGGUUCACGAUAAGAAAGAAAUUAUUCUCUCUCUGGAGAAUGAAGUGGUGAAGAAGAACAAGUCAUUGGAGGAACUUGAGCAGGAAUGUUCCAGAGCGAGGGAGCAGAAUUCUCAGUUGGAAAGUGUGAUACAGACAAAAGACGGUGUCGUCACUGAGCUUCAGGCGAACCUUGAUCAGAAAUUGCAGGAGAUCGCUGAGCUGAAGGAGCGAGGGGAUAGGUUGCAGACAAGUGAGUGGGAGAAAUCUGAGAGAAUUGAAAGUCUUUUGCAGACAGUGCAGGAGUUAUCGGCCUCCCAGGAGACGCUGAGAGUGGAGAAGGAGGAGAAGCAGAGGAGUCUGGAUGACAAGCUAACCAGUUUGAGCAGCACUCAGGAGAGGGUACUGGAGUUGGAGCAGCAGUUGGCAACCGCGCAACAACAGACAGUUGACCUGACAGAGGUGCUUACCUCUGUACAGCAGCAACUGGAAGCUGCCGAGGCUGAAAGGGAGACUCUGAACCGGGUUCACCAAGAGCUCAGCCACACUUGUGAAAGUUUGCGGAUGGAACUGGAAGAGAAGAGCACGCUGGUCGUCACGCUGAAGGAGGAUUUGUUGAAGACGGACGCUGAGCUGGUGGAGAAGGUGGCGGUGCUGGAGAAAGUGGAGCGGGUGCUGCGAGAGGUGUCGGAGGAGCUGAGGAGUAAGUCGGAGGAGUGCGAGAGGGUGACGGGAGAGCUGGGCGAGGCGCACAGUUUGGUGAGAAGCCAUCAAACGCAGCUGGAGACACUGGCUCAGGAGUUGGGUGACGUCACGAAGGCCGAUCAAGAGAAGCAGGAGAGGGUGUCUGUGUUAGAGCAAGAGCUGAAGAAAAAUGGUGAAGAACUGCAGGAAAAGAGCAACGAGUGUGAAAAGUUGACAGCAGAUCUAGAAAAUACCCAGCAACUUUAUUCUUCAUUAAAGGAAGAGUCGAAGACAUUGUUUAGCAAACUGGAGUUUACCAGUGAGGACAGGGCGAAGAAGGAGGAAGUGUUAGAAAAUGUAGAACAGCUUCUGCAAGAUGUCAAAAUCGAGUUGGAGAAGAAAUCGGAAGAAUGUUCCCAAGUUCAGGCUGACUUAACCAGUGAAAGAAGUUCGUCUGAGAAUCUGUUGCAGACGGUGGAACAGCUGAAAGCAGACUACAAAGAGCUGAAAGAAGAUUUCAGAAAGAAAGAGGAUCUAUUGAAGAAAGUGGAGCAACUUUUGCAGGAGGUGAACAUGGAGCUGGAGAGUAAGUCUCAGGAGCUCAGCGACAAGACACAGCAGUUUGAGGCCCAGGAGAGGAAGUACAGCCUGCAGGUGGAAGAGCUGGAGCACAGUGUGGAGGUGAACAAGAGCGGGCUGGAGCAAGUUCAUGCCCAGCUGGAUAGUUUACGCCUGGAACUCCAAGACAGAGAGGAGGAGUGUGAGAAGUAUCGGGCAAACAUCGAGGGGAAGGACGCCGAGCUGAAUAAUCUUCAGCAGAAGUUGUUUGUUCUCUCUGAAGACCAAGACGCGUCGGAACGGCAGCGUGAAGAGUACGCCCAACGAGUUGGAGAUGUGACGAACACUUUACAGCUAAAAAACGCUGAGAUCGAGCAGCUUCAGGGAGAAGUGAGGCAGUUUGAAUCGGACGUAGCUCAAAUGAAAGAACAAAUCUCUGGGUUGGAAGAAAUGAAGGCUGGGUUAGAAUUUGAGGUAAAUAAGAAGCUGGAUACUAUCUCUGCUCUAGAAGGAGAUCUGAAGACGUCUGCUGGCAAAGUGGAGAGCCUGCAGCAAGAGUUGGGCGAUCUGCAGUCUGCCAAUGAAGCUGUCAUGGUCCAGCUGUCUGCCAGGGAGGAGAGGGUCCGGCAGAUAGAGGAGGAGCUGGGGUCAAAGGUCAGAGCUCUAGAAGAAUCGACGGGUCAGGCGGACGCAUACAAAGCGGUGAUGGAAGAACUGAGGGAUGAGCUGAGCUCUCGUAACACGGAACUCAUCCUGCUACAGGAGGAGAUAGCGUUGGUGGUGUCUGUCUGUGACUCGGCCCACUCCUCUGUGGCCACUGUGCUCAUGCAGAGAAAGUGUCUGGAAGAGGAGAAGAAACUUCUGAAGGAGGACGCCGAGGCCAAACGGUGUCUCGCUGAUGAGAGAGGUCAACAAGUGGAGGCUCUGAGCUUGGAUUUGGCGGGGAAAUCGGAAGAAAUAACUCUCUUGAAAUCACAAAUCCAAAACAACCUGGAAAGCCUCCAGGAGGUUCAACAAAUGAAAGAGACUGUGGAAGGAGAAAAAGGAUCUGUUUUGUCUAAGCUGGCUGAGGUUCAAAAGGAGAAGGAGACCUUGACAGAACGGGUUGAGCUGUUACAGUCAACUGCAACUGAAGAGCAAAGGAAAGUGACGACUUUGGAGGAAGAGAAAACUCUUGCUAUUAGUGAGAAUGCUUCUGUGAAGUCUGAAAUGGACAAGUAUAUCUCAGAACUUCAGGCUUCUUCUGAGCUCAACAACACUUUGUCUAAGGAAAUUGAAGAGUUAAAGGCAGCUAACUCUGACCUGCUGCACACUGUAGAGGUGAAGGAACAGGGUUUGUCAGAGCAACGGAAUAUAUCCAAGGUUCUGGUGGAAGAAAAGUGUGAGCUUCAGGAGCAGUGCCACGCUCUGACCUCCAGUGUCUCAAAAGCGAAUGAAGAUCUGCAGACUUUGGCAAGUGAGAAAGAGCAACUGCUGGAAGAAGUGAGAACUGCAAAGAGUUCGGUUGACGACACGAAUCAGUUGCUAACAUCCCAGCAGGAGUCAAACUCUGCAUUAGGUUCACAGGUUCAAGAACUGCAGAGGGAAGUGUCCGGACUGAAGUCACUCCUAGAUGACAGCCAUCUCAAGCUGGAGGCCCGUGAGACAAACAUAGAAUCACUGACAUCAGAGCUCGGCAUGGAAAAGGUUCGCGCUUCGGAAUUCGAGACGUCCUGUCUGUCUGCCAAGGAGGAGGUUGAGAGCCUGAGUCAGUUGAAAGCCGAUUUGGAAGCGCAAGUGAGUAAGCUCGAUUCUUUGCUUCAGGGUGUGAGGGAAGAGUUAGACGCGGUGGAGGUCAGUAGGGAACAGGUCAGGGGUCAGGCUGCCCAGUCUAACUCUUUGCUGGAGGAGGCCAACCAAAAGAUUGCUAGCUUGACCCAGAGCGUGUCAGAACUGACCACUGCUUGCGAAGACAUGGAGAAGUCAUGCCAGGAGAAAGAGGAGAAGACUGAAGCUCUGAACCAAACACUAGAAUCUCUUCAAACGGAAAUGGAAAAUCUGAGGAGCUCUCUUGAGGCAGAAAAAUCGUCUGUGUCAAAAGAACAAAGUGCGUUUUUGAAACUUCAGGAGGAGAAGGAGAUGCUUAAGGCAACACUCCAUGAACAGUUGAGUAAUGUGAGUUCCAGUCUGGAAGAGGCCUUAGCACAGAAGAAAGACCUUGAGGCACAGUUGAGCCAUGUUCAAGAGAGCAAAGAACAACUCGAUGUCCAGUGUGUAAAGCUUCAAGAGACGGUUGAAACGUUGACACAGGAAAAUGUCCAGUUGACCGUUUCUCACAAGGAGUACCAAGACGCCACAGAGAAGAUGUCAGCAGAUCUAAUGAUGGAGAUUGAAUCUGUUGAACAGCUGAAACAGAAAUCUGAGCAGGAGAAACUGGACCUGCUGCAGGAGAAGGAAGAGAGAGUGGCGUCGUUUGAGAGCAUGGUGAGCGUCCUGACGUCCCAGCUGGAGCUGAAGGAACACGAGAAGGCACACGUGACGAGUGACUUGCAGCAGGUGCAGACGUCUCUCAGGGCUUCCGUUGCCGCUCUGACCUCACAGCUUGAGGCUGUCUCUCAGGAGAAAGUCCAGCUGGAGGAAGAGAAGAGGGUCAUCUCCUCCUCCAUGCAAGAUGCCGCCGAUGUUCUUCAGUCGGAGCUCGAGAAAAUGAGUGAAGACAAAGCCAGGCUCGAGGAAGAUAAGCUGUCCACGGUGAAAGAGCUGCAGGAUCACAUGACCUCCCUGCUGGAGAAAGUGGACUCGUUGACGCAGGAAGUGUCUCGGCUGAAAGAGGAGAACGGGCAACAUGAGGAAAGACACGCUGAGUUGUCUGCCAGUUUGCAGAGUGUUCAGAGAGAAAAGUUAAGCCUGAAAGACACAGCUGCAGAGUUGACUGACAAGUUGAAAAAGUCAGAAGAUCAAGUGAAAGGUCUUCAGGAGAAUAAUGCUGAAUUAUCGGAGAAUCUGAGUUUGUCGUCAGCGAAACUGAAAAGCGUGUCUAGUCACCUGCAAGAGACGGUUGAACACCUCCAGUCAUUUAUCACAGAGCAGAGCACCAUCAUCACAGUGUUGCAGGAGGACUCUCUCAAACAGCAGGAUACAGAACAUGCCCUUCUGUCCAUCGCCGCCUCCUCAAAAAAACUGAUUCUGGACAGCCGGAAGAAAGCAGACAAUUUACAGAAAGAGCUGGAUGCCACUCAGGAAGCUAAGGCUACACUUAUGAAGGAGAGCGAGGCUCUGAGCCGGCAGCUGGAGGAAGUCUCGGAGAUGUUCCACGAGAUGUCGGAGGAGAAAACCAAGAUGGAGAAGUCGCUAGGCGAAUCUGUCACCGAGUUGUACGAAGCUUUAGACAAAACGGAGAAAGAGACUGCUGAGAAAGUGGAACAUAUCUCAGAACUGGAGACCAAACUGAGUGAAAGCCGGGAAGAGGCAGAGAGGCUACAAGAUAAGCUGAAGGAGGAAUUGCAGAUGGAGAAGGACAAAUAUAACAAUUUGAUAUCCACUCAAAAAGCAACCAUGAUGGAAAGAGAUGGUGAGGUGGACUCAUUCAGGAAGGAAUUGCUUUCUCUACAAGAGAACAACGCACUUCUGCAGGCUGAGGCACAUCGGAAAGACGAGGAAAUUCAGACAUACCAGACCAGAUACCAGACCACCAUUCUAGAGCUGCAGGCUCAGAUUCAGGCCUUUGAGCAGGAGCUGCAGGCGUCCCAGGACAGUCUGUCGGAGGCCCAGGUGCAGGAGCAAGUACAGAGCUCACACAUUUCUUCUCUGCAGUCGGAGCUGGAGGAGAAAACGAGGGAGCUUUUCCGUCUGCAGUCUGACGCCACCAGCGUGCAGCGGGAGUUGCAGGAGAAACAAGACGUGAUAGUCUCACUUGAAGAAGAGAAGUUUGCCCUUGAUCAGGUUGUCAUGGAACUAAAAGAAGAUGUAGCUACGCGGAAAACUGCUGUGUCUACGCUUGAAGAAGAAAAGGCUGCUCUCCUGAAUGAGCUUACGAGCAGUCAGACUCAGCUGGUAGAGACAAAUCAAGCACUACAGACAAGUUUAGAAAGUCACCUGGAAGAAAUAACUACCCUCAAGUCAUCAUUUGCAGAGAAAUCGGAAGAACUGUCAAUUGUCCAAGUGCAGCACAGUAUUCUCUCUCCACUCGUUGAAGAACUCAAUGAAAAAUUGUUCUCCAUGGAGACACGCUACCUUCUUCUUGAUCAGGAGCGAAGUUUACAGCAAGAUCAGCGCAAGAGGGAAGUUGAAGCUCUGCAAAGCAGACUGAAAACAUUGGAGGAAGAGGGAGAUAGGAAAACGGAAGAGCUUUCUGCAACGGCAGAGGCAGAAUCCCAGAGACUUUACCACCAGAUAUUUGAGAUGGAGGAACAGCUCGAGCAGAAGGACUCACGGCUCAGCGACCUCCAGGUGAAGUACAACGCCGUGCACGAGUCCUUCUUAGACCUCACCUCGGAACUGAAGGACUUGAAGGACCAUCUCCAGGACUACAAGAAGUCGCAGAUUGACUCGGAGAAGAUCAUCGCGUCUCUAGAGAACAAACAUCAGGAGAAGGAGCGGAGAGUCCAGGAGCUUAACUCCCAGCUCAAGUCCUCUCACCAGCAUGUGGAGGCUGUUCAGAGCGAGCUCGGGGAGUCCAUUUCUGAGAUCUCUCGAAAAGGAUCUGUCAUCAGGGAUCUUGAGACUGAGGUCGAGAGUUUGCUGAAAGCCAAGGAUUCCGCCGAUACUGAGGUUGUCUCCAUGAAGGAGUCAUGCCGAGAGCUGCAGAUGAUGGUGGAUAUUCUGAAGGAGGAGAAACAGAACAACGACAAGAUGUUGAGCCACAACCUGGAGAGAGUCAACACCGCUUUGUUUGAGGAGAGAACCAAGAACGGCAAGAUGCAGAAGGGAAUUAGAGAGCUGAAAAAUAGUCUUCAGAAAAUUAUGAAAGAAAGACAGCACGUGGAAGAAGGCCUGUCUAAGAAAGCGGAAAAUUUGCAAACUGCUGUGUCUAAGAAGAAAAAUGAGCUUGAAAGACUAGGAGCUUUCAUUGAAGAAUGCAGAACGACCCAGACAGAUGUAAAAGAUAGUUUGGAACGUUUCAGAGCUGAGGAUCAACACGUGAAGACAGAUCUAGCGAACACCAAACAGUCCAUUGAGAGGAGCAUUUCCAAUUGUAAUGACGUCACCUCCAACGUUUCCAAACUGCUAGAAGAGAUGACUUCCAACAAAUGCCUGCUGGAUGCUGCCAAGGAAGAUGUGCAUCACAUCCAAGAGGCGUCUAAACUAUGCCACGAGACUCUGUCCGAGCUGAAGGAACGUCUGAGAGCAGAGGUGGAAGAGAAGGAGCACCUGCAGCAAGCGUUCAGCGACCUGAAUGCCUCGCUCGUUUCCCUCAAGGCCCUGCUGGAUUCGUCACAAGAAGAUCUCCGUGGAGAGGUGGAGAAGCACAGAAGUCUGGCGAAGGAACUGAAGGAAAGUCUCGUGGUCCAGCAGAGAUUGCAAGGGGAAGUGAGCAACAUGCGCGAACAGCUCGCUCACACCCUGGACAUGGUGGCCAAAGCUGACGCCAAGCUCCAGGAACAAGCGUCGGUCAGUGAGCACCUGAGCUCAGAGCUGGAGGCUUUGUCCAGUCAGCAGGACGAGAGUCUGGCUCACAUGGGUAAAGAGAAGGAAGCCUUAGAGCAGGAGUGUAACAAGCUGGAAGAGCUGCUGAGUUUGGAGAAAGAGGCUACCGUCAGCUUGAGCCAGGAGUUGUCGAAGGCUGCGGAGGAGUACGGGUUCUUGAAGCAGGUGUCUGACUUCACGACCAGAGAACUCCAGGAGCUGAAGCAGGUGUCCACGGAAGAUGGGAUUGCUUUAGAAGAAACGAAAGUUCGCUUGCAUGAAUCGACCGUUGCGUAUGAGAAGCUGAGUGUGGAAAUGUCUCGAGUUCAGGAAAGCUUGACUAAAAAUAUGGACGACAGCUUUGUGCAGGUGAAAGAGAAGAGUUCGGAAGUGGCCAGUCUGCAGCAAGAGCUGACCACGAAAGAGGAGGAAGUAGGUCAUCUGAACGGCUUGCUGAAGGAGAUCCGAAUGGACUUGGACGAGAAAGUGAGUCAAAUUGAAGUGAUCACCAACCUCCACCAGACUAUGGAUGACAAGGUGGCCUCGCUGGAAGCCAGUCUCUCUGCCUUGUACAGGGAGAAAUUGUCCUUAUCGUCAGAAAUCUCUGAGUUGCAGACCCGACUUCAGAGUUUGACCACCGAAAAGUCUUCAGUUGAGACAAAUCUGAAACAUCGCAAUGCCAAUCUGGAAGAGGAGAAACAGGUAGUCUGUCAGCAGCUGGUGGAGCAGCAGUCUCACAACGCCAGCCUGAGUGAGGAGAGUGGUCAGUUGAAGAAGACUCUGGAAGAAAUGGCUGUUGAGUUAGAGAGUGAGCGCUCUCGAAGUGCCGAACUUAGCCGUGAGAAUGACUCACUUUCUGGUGCAAUUGUAGAUUUAGAGAAAUCGCUGCAGGAGCUAACAUCUCAGAAGUCGGAUCUAGAGAAAUCCUUGCAAGAGUUGAUGAAUCAGAAGUCAGAGCUUGAGAAAUCACAAGAGGAAUUAAUGAAACGAACAGAGACACUAACGUCUGCCUCGGCGUCUCAGUCUUCCGAGAGAGAAAUUCUGGAACAGAGCUUUCAGAACAUGCAAGAAAGUCUGCAGGAGUCGGAGGUCAAAUUACAGAACGAAGUGGCCAAGUCUUCCAGUCUAGAGCACCAGGUGGAGGAGCUGCAGGAAGAGUUGAGGAACCUGCUGAAGGGGAAGGAGAGAGAAGAGGAGACGAUGACCUCUCUCCAGGCACAGCUCCAGGAGGGUCAGCUAGAUCAGGCCAAGCUGAAGGAACAACUGGAGGAACUGGCUGUAGAGAAAGAGAACAUGACAGCGUGCAUGGUGGAGAUUCAGCAGAACUUGGCUCAAAAACAAGAGGAACUCCAGUCUGUCUCCUCUGCUUUUGAAAAGGCCAGAGAGGAAGGUGAAGCUCGUAAGGAUCAAGUGGCGGAGUUGCGGGAAGAAAAUAAGAGCUUGAGUGAUUCAGAGGCGGCUCUGAGAGAAAAAGUAACUUCUCUGGAAGAAGAUCUGAAUAAUGUUGCCGGUGUCUCUUCUGAGGCGAGCCAACAGCUGUUGAAUAAGUCUGGGGAAGUGGCCAUUCUGUCCAGCGAGCUGGAGACUUUGAGGCAUCAGUGUGACACUCAAUCAUCCCUUCAGGCUAGACUGGCUCACGAGAACACUGUCCUGGAGUCAAAGGUGGAAGAAUUGUUUAUCUCUUCAGACUGGAAUCAGGAGGAAGUUGACAUGCUAGUGAAAACCCUUUCCGAGUCGAUGGAAGUCUUUGAGACUUGUUUGAGCAUUCUAGAUGAGUCGAAGGCUGCGCAGGAAGAGAGUUUGGUGGCUGAUGCUGACAGUCCUGAGAAUAUCACAAGAGAGGAGGAUGGCAGUGAUCUUUUGUCUGCUGGUGAUAAUCUUGCUCAUGGUAUUGAGGUUAUUGCUUCACCAGUGGCUGUGAACCACGAGAGGGUUGGGAAUAAUGGAUUUGUGACAUCUACUCCCAAUGCUGAAUUCCGCCUGACCAAUACGUCUCACGACUUCAGGGAUGGAGAAGAUUUGUCCAGAGUUGAACUCCCGGCUCAGAAGAGAGCUGUAGCAGAUGUAAAGAAAAUGUUUGAGCAAAAGCUUCACAUGCUGAGGAAGAGUUUUGGGAACGUGGUCGGGGAGAAAACGGCCAUGGAACAGGACCAGAAGAACUUGCUGAGCCUGUUGGACGAGGCGGUGGCUCAACGUGAGGUGACGGAGACACAGCUUCAGGCCACACGGCUGUCGUGCCAGUCGCUGCAGGAGGAAGUGAUGGAGAUGAGUCGAGAGCUGAAGGAGCUGCACGAGGUCAUGGCGGAGAAAGAGGUCAGCACCGAGCUCAUCAAUGAGGUGAAGGUCACCUUUGCGAAGGAUGUGGAGGAGUUGAAGGCGUCGGUACAGUCGCUGGCAGAGGAAAAGGCCACUGAACAGAUGGAGAAAGAGAUUUUGUUGGACGUGUAUGGGGAAACAGAAGAAAAGUGCUACAGAGUGGAGUCACAACUCUCUAUUUUGAAGAGAGAUUUGGGCACAAAAAUACAUAGUCUGGAAACCAAUCUGGAGGAGGCCGUGAAAGACAGGGACAACCUGAGAUCUGAUCUGGAGUCUUCGAAAGAAUUUUUUGAGGAAGAAAUCCGUGAGUCACGGAGGCACCUGGAAGAGGUCACCUAUGCCAGAGAGGAAAGCUCCAAGAGAGUGCAGGACCUUGAAGAGUUGAAAAAGAUCUGGGAGAUGGAGCUGGAAUCUGCUCAGAGGCAGAAAGAGAAAGACGUUAAGGAGCUGCAGGUUUUGUUGGAGCAGUCGGAGAAUGAGUACCAAGCUCUGGAAAAAGAGUUCGCGACCCUGAAGGAGGAGAAGACGGCCGGUGAUGCAGAGCGUCUCCGGCUGUGUGACCAGAUUGAGUCCUCCAUCGAGAAUGCUCGGUCUGAAAUGGCCAUUCUCACGCACAGAAACGCCAGCUUAGAGUCUGAACUUGGUGCUAUGAAGCAGGAGCAAAGUGUGGAGUUUGAGGUGAAGCGGUGUAUAGAAGAGAAACUUCAGCUUUUGCUUCAAGAGAAUGAAGAGGUCAAAACAGAACUUUCUGAAUUAUCAGCACAAAAUGCUCACUUGAAAGAAGUAGUUGAAAAGAUGAAUCAGGAAAUUGAAACCCUUGAAGAGACGGUAGUGGCUAAGGAUAAAGAAAUAGAAUCUCAGAAGGGACAGAUUGUUGAGCUGGAAGAAGUACGCCUGAGUCGGGAGACCUCCUUAGCGAAUCUUGCAAGUCAGGUAGAACAUCUGCAAUACGCAGCACAUCACGUAGACAUGAAAUACUCCUCACACCCCACCCGUUUGAUUUCUGCUUCCCCCUUAGCUUCCCCUGUUCCUCUUUCUCCCACCUCUUCAUUUGAUUCCUCCCCAACCCGCUCCGUCUCAACCACAGCUGUAGAAAAUGGUGUUUUGGUGGAGGAAAUGGUACGUCCCUCACAAGCUUGCUUUCCUCAGAUGUCCAGCAGGCCAGCCGCGGCGGGGACGACAGAUUUAGAAGCCAGGGUCUUCGCCCAGAGUCUGGAGAAAGAACUGAGGACGGCGGAGUAUGGUCGAGAGGGAGAUUCUUCCUCUACAGACCCGUCUCCGCUUGUGACAGGUAGGGAGGCAGACCUACAGCGACUCUCGGCGGAGCUGGAGAGCGUCACAGCAGAGCGAACGGCUCUGGAGGCAAUGGUUUCUAAUCUGAGGACGGAGCUGGAAGGUAUGACAUCGGCAAAGCAGGAGCUGGAGAAGAGUCUAAAGAAGAAAGAGAAAGUCAUCCAAGGUUUGCACCUCAAGGCCAAGAAGUCUGCUAAACAGGCCAAACAGCAAGGCGCAGAGGAAGUGGCGGCCUCGUCUCCCGCACAGCCAGAGGAUCCCUUCCUGUCUCUGUCGUGGUCGCAGUCUGCUGAAGACCUGUCCGAUCUACCGGAGGAGGAGCGAAAAUUCCGGCAGCUUCUCAUGCAGUAUCAGUCCGUGGCCGUUGAGAAGGACACCCUGAAGGAGCUCAUCAGUGAGAAGGACGCCGAGAUCGUCCGCCUUCAGACGCGCUACUACGACGCGGAGAUCCUGUGGAACGAGAGCAGGGAGCUGCAUGAGAGGGAGAAGUCACAACUUUUAGAGAAACUAGAUAGCGAGGACAGCGCGGCCCAGGCUUUGUCCCACAACAAGCAGGUCCUGGAGGCGGAGCUACAGGUGGCCACGCAGGAGCUCAUGUCCACCUCACAGAGGCUGGAGGAGUCACAGAAGUCUGGCGUGUCCGAGGCUGACCGCGUGCUCCAGCUGGAACAGCAGCUGCACGAGGCGUCGCAGCAGGUGGUUGCUCACAAGGAGACCAUCAGCCUCCUGGAGAACCUGGUACAGGAGAGGGCAACCUUUGUGGAAUCACUUCAAGCGGAGAUUUCGACCAAGUCUGAAAUGGCAGCAUCUCUCCAGCAGCAGAUUGUUGAUGCUAAGGGCUUCUUUGAUGCAGAUCGCACCAAACUGCAGUCAGACUUGAGCAUUGUGAUGUCUGAAAACACUUCUUUGAAAGAAAAAGUGACAUUUUUAGAAGGUAUUCAGCAAGGUAGUAGUGAAAGUUCUGAAUUAUUUGAGACUCGAAUUCAAUCCCUUGAAGCUAGUGUGGAGGAAAAACAAAACCACAUAACAAGUUUGUUGCAGGAAGUGGAGGAGAGGGAUAACAAGGUCAGCGUGAUGGAAACGGUUAUGAAGGAAAUGUACGGGACUCAGGAUGAAAACAGUACGAAAAUCGGACAUUUGUCCUUGGAUUUAGACACGACCAAAAAAGACCUUGAGAAGCUUCAAGCUGAAAUGGAAGAGACUAAGAAAACACUGAAGAAGAAAGAUGCCAAAAUCGCUGCUCUCACAAAACGAAUAAGUUCUUCCACACCAAAGAAAGAGAAGCUACCAUCGCUGCCCGAGUCCCCUGUUGCCCAGGAGACGGAGAAUCCCCUGAUUGUUGUCUCACAGGAAGGGGAUCAGCCUCAGACAAGUCCGGAGUCUGCGGCCGCUCCCAUCACAGACUCCCCCAGUAUUGUGGACUCUCUGAAGGCAGAAGUGACGGGCCUCAGAAAACUGCUCAAGAAAAAAGAAGCCUCACUGUUGUCCUCGAAUAAAAAGCUGAAAGCCCUUCAGGCGGAGCAUGGCCGCAUGUCGUCUGCCCCAAGUGUAGAGUCUGUUGCCGAGGAUGUUUCGAGACUUUCGUCUUCCCUCCGUGGCGCGUCGUCUUUGUACGACAGCCGCUCCACGCUGCACAGCGAUGACGUCCAAGAGCUGAGCGACAGGCUCCGACAGAGUGAGCAGAACCGCGAGAGCUUGGAGGCCAAUGUGCGGGAGCUGGAGAUAGAACUGGAUACCUCCAAGGAAGAUAUUCAGAAACUGCGCCAUGACUUUGAGGACGUUCAGGAAGAGUUACACUUUGUCACCGGGGACAAGCGGGCCUUGGAGAACUGCGUGUUUGACAUCAAGGACAUGGUCAACUCCCAAGUCGUGGAGCAGUUUGCCGGGGAAGAUCUGCUCUACUCUACUGCCGAGUCGGUGCGACUGGUGGUGGAGGAAAAGUUCAUGGCAGAGAAACAUCUGUCAGAUGUGAGGGCAUGGCUGGCGGAGACGGAGAAGGAGAAAGAUUCGAUGGCCGCUCAACUAGAGGAGCUGAAGGAGAAGGUGAGGCAGUCUGAGAGUGACGCUGAGCCUCUUAGGAAAAAGUACGAGGAGACGUGGCAGCAACUUGAGCAGACCAUCUCCACAAAGGCAGAGUUGGAGGAACGGCUCGAGUCCAUGAAAGCUGAGGUGACCAGCUCAGGCGCUGAGAGACUGGAGAGAGAGAAAGAGUUGCAGGGCUUGGUACAGCAGUCUUCGGUGAAACUCAAGGAAUUGAUGGCGGAGCUAGAACAAGCCCGGCUCGAGAACGAGUCUCUCAAACAGAAUAUUCUGGAAGUUGAGCGGACCCAUAGUGAGAACUCAGCCCAUGACAAAGAGGCACACGAUCAGCAGAUCCAGGCUGUGCGUGAUCAACUGGCUCAGGCCCAGGAAGAGAGGCAGGUGCUGUACGGACAGCUUCAGAGCUAUGCGGAGCAGAUCACAAAUGUGCAGAGCUCUCAAGCAGCAGCUGACGAGUACAUGAACCAGAUGCAUUCCAAACUGAGGGAAACGGAGGAGUUCUAUGUGAACAAAACCGAAGAGUUGUCUUCUAAGUUGGAGAACUCUGAACGAUUUAUCUCUGCAGCAUCUGAGAAAGAGCUUGAAAUGCUGCAAAAACUCGGAGCUUUAAAAGAAAUGAAUGUGUCUUUACAGUCUAAGGUCGAAUCGACCGAGCAGGCUUUCAGAAGUCUGCAAACAUCUCAGCAGGAGAAAGAGACUGCUGCAGUCUCUCUCUCCAGUGAACUGUCAGAGGCUCAAAGUAAAGCGAGUGAGCUACGCACGAUGCUCAAGAAUAAAGAAGGCAAAUUGUCGAGCCUGUGUGAGCAGCAUGAUGAGCUGGCCGUGCAGUACGAGAGGCUGCAGAACCAGAUCCUGAAGGUGGAGUCUGACUGUCAGAGUUUGAGAGACGAGAGAGACCGUCUAGGAUCAGAGAACCAAACCCUGGCCGCUCAGCUUGAGCAAAUGAGAGGUGUGAGCUCGCAGUGGGAGGUGGAGAAUCAGACGCUGCGGGAACACAUGCAAUAUUUUCAGCAGGCGGAGCAGCAGCGAGAGCUGGAGAGCCAGAGUCUGCAGCGGUCAGCAGCCGAACAGAAAGAUGUCGUGCAGUCUAAGGAGCAGGAGAAGCUGGCUCUGGUACAGCAGCUGGAAGUGUUGGAGAUGAGGCUCCGGGAACACAAUGCUGAGAUGGACAGCGCAAAAGCUCACCGAGAGAAGCUCCAACGAGAUGAACAGUUCUACAGAGAGCGUGUGUCCAUGCUGGAAAGUGAACUGUCUCAAGAGAAACAGGCUCUUGAAACCGCUCUUGACUCAAACAGCAAAUACCAGCAGGCUGUUGUGGAUAAAGAUGACUGCAUUCAAAGACUUCAGGAGAGUUUGUCGUCACUGCAAGAUGAUGUGUCCAGCAAAGAUAAAUCUCUCUCAGACCUACAGCAGCAGGUCCAGUCACUGUCGGGUGCUGUGUCCCUGGACGACUCUCGUCAACAGAGCAUAGACAGCCUGCAGCAAGAACUGAAUAUCAAGUCACAAUCUGUGGCCUCCCUUCAGGAGCAAUAUGUUUCCUUACAAACCUCAUCGGCUGCUAGUGUCCGGGAUCUCGAAGAUGAGCUCCGAGCUUUGACAGCAACGCUAAAAGAGAAGGAAGAAUUGGUCAGUCUGGUUCCUCAGCUGCAAAAGCAGCUUGCAGAAGUGAAGGAAGAGGCAGUUUCAGAGAAUGAGAGGCAUGUCAGUGCUGUAGAUGAGUUGCGUAAAGAAAUUGUGGGUUUGCAGGCAGAGAGAGAUGCUGCAAAGUUGGCACAAGAGGGUGAGGAACAGCAGGUGUCAUGGCUGAACGCCACACUGGAGGACAGUAAGGUCAGGAUAGAAGCUCUAGAGGUGGAGGUGAGGAGGUGUGAGAACGUUAUCCACACGCAGGAGUUGGAGCUGCACUCCUUCCGCACACAGCUUACUCAGGGGAGUGAAUCUAGCACACAACAAGUGGCUGUGCUCAGCUCUUCUCUCGCAGAAGAGCAAAGAAAAAGUCACGAGUUUUCCCUUAUGAUUGAGAAACUACAAUCGGAUCUGAACCUGAAAAUUGCUGAAGUCGAAUUUAUAUCUCAAGAGAGAUCUGGACUUUCGGGUGAGGUUACGGACUUGUCGAAAAAGUUGUCUGAUGCAGACGCAAUGCUAGUCGGUGUGGGUGAGGAGAGGGAAGCGUGGAGGCUUCAGUUUGAGCAAUCUCAGUUACACGUGAGUGAACUCUCCACGCAGGUCAGGUCUUUGCAGCAAAGUUUAGAGCAGACUAAGAUGGAGAGCAAUGGUGAUAAAGACUCUGUAAGCACAACACAAGAAGUGUCGCUUUCUGCUCCUUCUGCCUUGGACAAUAACGAAGUCGUUUCGGCUCAAACUGACAAACUGUCGGCGAAGAUCACCACUUUACAGAAGAAUGUGAAGAAGCGUGAUGCAAAAAUUGUGGCCAUUUCGAAGAAGCUGGAGAAGUCUGAGGCAGAAGUCUCAAGCAUGAAGGAGAGACUGUUUCAGCUGGAGUCUGCCUCUUCCUCCUCCUCCUCCUCAGUGCCUGUGGUGGUGGAGGAGGAGAGACAAGAAUCUCAGACGACUUUCACCAGCCACUCUGCGUCUUCCUAUUUCUCCCAAACCUCCCAGGAGUUAUUCCCCGUCGCUGCCUCGUCUUUGGCAGCUAUGUCUUCCAGUGGGGACACCACUCCUUCUGUUUCCGCUACUGCUGUCCAGGACUGGCAGGUAGAGGGAACAACUCCAGCCAGUGAGGAGAAACCGCCGGUCAGUGUAAACAACGACUCAGGUUUCACAUCCGUCCUCCAGGAGUCUGAUCUGUCCACCACCGGUCAGACCUCACUGAUGGCCUCCUCUGGACAGAGUGUAGGCUCAGGCGGACAGGUGGAGGUGGAGUCUCUGCAGAUGAACGUGGAAAGCCUGCAGCAAAAGCUGGCUGCCACAGAGGUGGAGCUUCGAGAGUCUCAAGCUCGCAUUGUCUCCCUGGAGUCGGAGAGUGAGAGCCUGAGGGAGGCGUCGUCGCUCGGCGCACAACAACAUAUCUCCCAGCUAACAGCCAGUGUGGAGGAAUACUCGACACAGGCCCAGAACUACGCUGCCGUUGCCGAGCAAGCUCAGCAAGAACUGGCAGCCAAAGAGUCGGAGCUCGAGGAACUCACCGCGUCUUUCAAAGAGUUACAGACGCAGAUUGCCGGCUCUGUGGAAGCUAAGGCAGAUGUGGAGAGAGAGAUCGGUGAGCUGAGAGAGUCGGCCGGGAGGUCUGAGGAGAGGUCGAAGCAGUUGGAGAUGGAGGUUCAGUCGGAGAGAGACGGCCGGGCCUUGUCGGAGGAGAGGGUCGGGAGUUUAGAGACACAGCUUCAGAUGGAGAGGGAGGCGAAGAUCACGACAGACGCUCUGUUGGCAGAGACUCAAGGUCAAAGAGAGGCCCUGGAGGAGAAGAUCACGACGUUGUCGCAGACAUUCUCAGCGCUGGAGGUGGAGAAACAAGAGAUGUGGCUCCGGCUGGAGGCGGAGAAAGAAGAACUGAGACUCAAGAUGGAGUUGGAGAAAGAAGAGCUGAGGCUGAAGCUGGAGAGCGUCACGGCGCAGGCGGAGACAGCUGGAGGGCUGGUGGAUCAGCUGAAGGCAUCGUCCUCGGAGAAGGAGCAGGAGAUUGUCCAGCAGCUCAUGUCCCGCUCGGAGGAAGUGGUCACCCUUCAGCAGCAGCUGCAGGAGCGCCAGCAGAAGACGGAGGAGCUGACCGCUGCUCUGGACCAGGCCCGGGGCUUGGUGACCAGUCUCCAGACACAGCUACAGUCCACGGAGGAAGAUCUGUCGGGUUUGGCCUCGGUGAAAGACACCCUUCAGUCGGAGCUGUCCACAAAAAAUGCGGAACUCGAGGCCCGAACUGCUGCUCUGGAAGAGGCCAGCACUAAUAUAGGUCAUCUCCAGUCUCAGGUGCAGGCGUCGGAGGGAGAAAUGUCGGGCCUAGCGUCCGUGAAGGACACUCUUCAGUCAGAGCUUGCUGCCAAAACGACAGAGCUGCUAGAGAUGACAGCAGCUUUCGAAGAAGCGAGAAGAAACGUCACAACGUUCCAGACACAAGUGCAGUCCUCAGAGGAAGAUCUGUCUAGUUUCGCGGCCAUCAAAGACACCUUGCAGUCAGAGCUGGUUGCCAAGACGACGGAGCUGUCGGAGCUCCAGGCCUCUGUGGCAGAGGAGAGGAAGGCGUUUUCGAUACAGCAAGAGGCCUUGACCUCUGACCUGGAGAGUAUGAGGCUGCAGUGCGACCAGAUGCCCAUCCUGAAACAGAAACUGAUAGAGGAGGGAGGAGAGAGAGAGCGUCUAGAGGAGAGGGUGUCGGCACUUCAACAGCAGAGUGAAGAGCGAGUGAAUGAACUACAGGGUGAGCUGGAUCGUCUCAGGACUGAGAACAAGACGCUGUCUGAGAGCGACCAGUUAGCCAGUGGAGAUGUCGCGUCCAUUCAGGCUCAGCUCAGAGACGUGGAGGCGGAAAGGUCAAGGUUGGCCUCUCGGGUAGAAGAACUGGAAGCCUUGCAUCAGUCGUCUGCCCACAAUAUUCUGGUAAUCUCUCAGGAAAACGAGAGUCUUCAGGAACAAUUGAAAGUGGCGAGAGAAAGUUCAACAGCAGACGCUGAAUCUCAGAUGAAGGAGAGGGAGGAGUUACUGAAGGAGAAGGAGGCAGAGCUGUCCCGGCUGACUGACAGGGGGGAGGAGCUUCAUCGCAGAGUGGAAGAAGUGGAAGCUGAGCUGGCUGAGAGAAGAGCUGAGGCUGAGACCCUUGCAGCAGAGAGAGACAGUUUAACGGAGAAGACGGAGAGCCUUGACAAAACGUUGUCCCUGAAGGACCAGAAGAUCAGUUCCCUGCUAGAGAACAUGCAAGAGAUGGAGGCUCGACUGGUGCAGCUGGAAGAGCAACAGGCUGAUAUGCCUGCCGCCGCCACUACAUCGGUGGGAUCCGAACCACAGCUUCCGUCACCCGACACCACCACCACCUCUAGUGUUGUCUCAGACUCUUCUGCAGCAGAAAUAGAAUCCCUGAAAACGUCGCUGGCGGAGAGACAGAAGGCGUACGCCGACAAGGAGCUCAUGUGUAAGAAGGCUUUGGCCACGGCGAAGAAGCUCAAGUAUCAGCUGGGUCAGGCUAAUAAAGGACUGGAGGAGAGCAAGGCACAGAUCAUGGAGCUCACUGCUCAAAACGCCGCUCUCGUGGCGAAGAGCGAGGAGAGUCUGCAACAACAACAACAGCAACAUUCCAGUGGCACAGAUGCAGUAGAUUCCUCGUCUUCUUUAGUAAUCCCCGACAGUCAAGCUGCCCAGCAGAUCAUUCCAGAAACAGUGGAGACUGUGACCACAGAACCACCACCACCACAACCGCCGUCAACAUCGACUUUGUCUGCCGAGGCUGACCCCAGUCUGAACUUGUCAGCGCUGAGCUCAGCAUCCUCCGUCCCGGAAGACGUUUCCCUGGAGUUGGAGAGUCUGCGCAGCCAGCUGACCACUUUCCGAGAGUGUUGCGAGCAACUCCAAGGUCAGGUUCAGUCGCUGACCGAGGCCUCGUUCGAGCAGACGGCCGGCCUGAAGCAGAAGCAGAACGAGAUUGACCAGCUGGAGGGCGUGAAGGAGGGCCUCAAAAUGACGGUGACGGAAGUCGAGUCGGCUUACCAGAAACUUCAGGAAGAGUUUGAGAGUGCCCAGGAGGAUUUCAUCGCCACGAAAGAAUCGCUCGAGAAGAAGUGUGAGAUUCUGGAAGAGCAGUCGAGUCAGUGGAAGACGUUUAUGGACAGUUUACAGCAGGAAGUGUCGGUGAAGGAUCACCGGAUCCAGCAGCUGAGCGAGGAGAUGCAUGCCCUGAGCUCCGAGCACUCAGGUCACACCCAGAUGGUGAGUGUUGUGGAGGAGAAGAGUGAGAAGAUCUCAGAACUGAGCUCACAGCUGGCCUCGCUGCAGAGUCUGCUGAGGAAGGAAUCGGAGACUACGGAUGAGCUCAGAGCUCAGCUGAAGUCUGCGGAGGAAUCUCAUGAAGGUCUCCGAGCUAAAGUUGACGAACAGGAAAAAGCUCUGGAGCAGUCCGCGCAGUCCUUGUCCCACCUACAGGAGUUUGCUCAGGAGAAAGAAGCGGAAGGAGAGAGUCUGAGGGAAUCUCUGGUGAGGCAGAAGGCAGACAGUGAAGCCCAAGAAGGGACACUCCGGUCCCAGAUUGAGGAAAUGGACCGCCAGGUAGAGGAGUACAAGAGCAAGGUCGUGGAGGUCACUGGGGUCGCUGAGGAAUUGCGGGAGUCUCGGGACGAGGAGCGCGGAAAGUGCGAGGUUCUAGAGCAGAAACUGUCGGAACAGAGCGGCCAGGUAUUGGAGCUGACUACCAUAGUGGACACUCUGAAAGCCCAGGUGGACCAGUCGGACGUAACGGCCGGACAGCGAGAAGAGUCUGAGGAGUUGCAGUCGCUUCGAGCGGCGCUGGCAGAGUUCCAGACACAAGUGGAGGAUCAGAAAGAGUUGAUCAGCAAGCUGGAGCAGAGUGUUCGCCGAGAAGGUCGACAGGACGGGUCAGCUGAUGACGAUAGCUCGUCGAAAGACGAUGGUUCUGUCGACCGAGAGGCAUCAGAGGACUUAAGUUUGAAGCUGGCGAGUUAUCAGACGAUUGUGGAGGAGCUGAACACGGAGGUCUUGGCUCUGAAAGAGGAGAAGGAGCAACUGCUGAACGAGAUGCCGGGUGCCCAAGAGGUGAAAGCCGAUCUGGAGAAACUGGUGUCGGAGAGAGACACGCUGCGUGUGGAGAGAGAUGGUCUGAGAGAAGAGCUGGACGGUCAGCUGGAGGUGUCGGGCAAGAUGCAGGAAGUGGUCACCCAGAAACUGGGUCACGUGGAGAACCUGCAGGCGGCCUACGAGAGUCUGGAGGCGACCGUCACAUCGGUCAGUCGGGAGAAGGAGGAGCUGAUGGUCAGCGUGGACUCGCUGAAGGGAGAGAUCGAGGGUCUGGAGAUGGUCAUCACUCAGAGCCGGUUUGCUGAGUCGGAGGCUAGAACGGAACUGGGUCGCCUCAAGUCGGAGAGGGAUCAGCUGUCCGCAAAGUUUGUCGAAUCGCAGAAAGAGUUGGCGUCCGUUCAGCAACGACUGGAAGCUCUACAGUUAUCAUCAUCAUCAGCACAGUCGGCUGAUAAUUCAGAGACGGCCCUACUCCACAAAGAAGUAGAGGUGGCAGGAGGUGGAGGCUGGGCUUCACAAGUCCAAGAACAAGCCGUCGUCGAAGCCGAGUUGAUCCAACGCAUGACGGCACCUCAUCCCCUUUUGGCCAGCGGUCCAGAGCAGCCGCAGCAGCAGCAUGACCCGAAGAUGUCGCAGCAGCUGCAGGAGUCGGAGGAGAAAUUGCGGCAGCUGCGCGAGCAAUAUGAGAAGACCAAGAGCCGGCUGCAGGUCACGGAGGUCAAGUGCGAGAAGAUGCUGGUCAAGCUCAAGUCCUUCAAGGACAAGAACGACAAGCUGCAGCUCAAGGUUGACGAGCUUCAGCAGACUUUGGCCCUGCAGUCGGGCGGCUCCCCGAAGAGAGAUGGCGGCGGUGGUCUGCGCGAGGACCGGCGGCGGCUGGAAGAGCAGGUCACGGCCUUGAACGGCAAGCUGCGCGAUGUCGAGACCUACAACGGACAGCUGGUCCAUGAGAACUCGUCGCUCAAGUCACAGGUCAAAGAUCUACAGUCUCAGAAAACCGAGUCGGCUCAUGUAGAAAGUGUUCAGUCGGCUCUUGCACAGGUUCAGGCAGAGCUCCAGGCUAAGAAUGCUGAGCUGGAAGCAGCGAGUAGCCUCUCAACAGACCUCCAGAGGGCACUAGAGACCCAGAGGUCAGAGGUGAAGGCCAAAUCCGAGGAGCUGAUUGCCAUGUCCAAGGAAGUGGAAGAUCUGCGUCAGGAGGCGGGUGAGAGGUCGAGAACGGAGAGUGAAGAGGUGUCCCGGCUCAACGCGAAGAUUUUCGAGCUUCAUCAAGUGCUGCAGGAGAAGUCACAGGAAGUGGUGGAAGAGGAACAGCGUCUGAUGGAGGGUGCAGAGGUCAAGGCCAAUCUCACGGCGAGGGUCGAGCAGUUGGAGUUGGAGAAGGAGCAAAUGCGAGUGGACGCUCAAACCACGCUGAACUCUGAGCUGGGCCGGCUGAGAGAAGAGAUGAGCCGAGAAGCUCUCUCUCUGCAGCAGCAGCUGGUCUCGAAGAACGAGGAAGUGGCUGCUUUAGUCGCCGAGAAGGACGCCAGUGUGCUGAGCUCGAAACUUUUGGAGGGAGAGCUGGACGGAUUGAGGCAGGAGGUUGUUCGUCUUCAGGGCAUCGUGGUUGAGUCAGAGGGGAAGGUCGCUCAUUCAGAGAAGGAAACGGCUGAUCUGAACGCGAGACUCUCGGAGGAGCAGGCAAGAGUGCAGCAGUUGACGCAGGAAGUGGAGGCGGUGGCGGCACACUCGUCAGAGAUCAGCUCUCUGCGUGACCAGCUGAGCACCAUGCAGUCUCAGUACGAGGCCCUGGCCAGCGACAACGCUGACUACCAAAGCCUGGCCACCACACUGACCACGGCAAAUGCGGCCAUGAAGAAGGAAGUGGAGGAGUUGAGGUUCAAACUGAAGAAGCUCGGGGAAGGGGCGAAAGAGUCUGUGGGCUCGAAGGAGUCGGGUGCGUCGGGGCGUGAGCUGAAGGAGCUACAGGAGAAGCUCGAGGAGGUGGAGCAGGAGAGGGACGAGCUGACCGAGGAGUUUGAGGGCGUGCGAGACGAGCUGGUCUCGCUGAGACGAGAGAAGAGUGCGCUGAACCAGCAGGUCAACGACCUCACUGCCACCACGCAGCAGCUCACCACCAAGAUUUCUCUGUUGGAGCAGCACAGGGUCUCUGAGGGAGUGGACGAGGAGGUUCCUCUGAGGAGGUCGGGCUCCAGUUCUGGUCAAGAUGCGUCGGUUCUGCAGGAUCAGCUGACGGCGAUGGAGCGGAAAUUGUCGGAGCUUCAGGAGCAGCUGUCGGAGUCUCUGCGGGAGAACCAGCGUCUGAAGAACGAGGUGGACGGCCUUCAAUGGAAGCUGGAGGAGACCACGGGCCUGGAGCAGGAGGUGGAAGAUCUGCAGGCCGAGCUCUCCUCCGCCUCCAUGGAGAAGAAGAUUCUGAGUCACGACCUGGAGGAGGCUCGCGGGGAGAUGUCGGCGCUGCAGACGGACAAACAUCUGCUCAUGAAGGAGGUGGAGAGACUUGGGGACCUGUUGGAACAAAGACCUCAGAACGUCGCCGGCGCUGACUCGAAGACUGCUUCGGAUGCAGCCGUUCCGCCCCCGAGCAGUAGCGAUUUCUCCCAGCAGCUGUCGGCCAAAGACGCAGAGAUCAGCGACUUGCUGUACAGUCUGGAGGAGAAAGAACGAGAUUUGUCGGAGACUCGCCAAGAGCUGGACAGCCGGGCAGUGAUCAUCAACACCAAGGACGGGGAGAUCCAGGAGAUGAGCGGCGAGGUGGAGCUACUUCUGGCACGGGUGCAGACGGUGGACGAGCUCGAGAUACGCUUGGCGACCUCUGCCGAGGAGCUGGAGAUGAGCCGCACGGAGAACCAAGUCCUGCAGACCAAGCUGGACAACUUCCACGUCAAGCUGGACACGGUGCGCUCGCUGGAGGCGGACUUUGAGUCGCUCAACGCAGAGUUCAGCAAGGUGCUGGAGGAGAAGAGCGAGAUGGCCCGGCAGAUCGAGGAACUCCACGCGCGGGUCAGGGAGCUCUCGGCCCGAGAACACGAGAUCACCUACAGCGUGGAGCAGCAGCAUCACGUGAUGAGAGAGAAGGAGACACUACAGAGGAGAGUGGAGGAGCUGGAGGGGUCAGAGGGGUCAACGAUGGAGGAGAAGGCCAGACUCCGACAGGAGCUAGACAGGGUGUCAGCGGCCCUCCAGCAGUCUGAGUUUGACAACGAGUCCUUGACCUCACAGCUACAGGUGGCCCGCGCCGAGGCUUCAGGUGGGCCAGGAGCCACGUUCCAAGAGGAGUACCGCCGCGUACAAGCUCAGGUGUCUGAGGUCCUGGAGCAGAAGAACUCAGCCAACGCUCAGCUCAGUCAGGCCCUGCACAGCCUACAACAGAGGGAGGCUCGUUGUCAGCAGUUGGCUCUACAGGUGAGCCAGCUGGCAGAGGACCGAGGUUACCUGAACACUCAGCUGUCCAACCUGUCCAAGUCUCUGAGGGAGAAGGAGCAGGAGUGGUUGGCCAUACGACAGCAGUACGCCGGGGUGUACCAGGCCUACAUCACACUGCAGGCUAAGAAUGCGGAGCUGGAGCGUCGCAUCGCCCUGGACUCUGUGCAAAAGGAACUGGACGAGGAAGAGACAGCAGCCGAGGCGGACCAAGUGAGGACACACUCGGACCAGACAGAAUCACGACUUUCGGAGCUGGAGAGCUCUCACACCACUCUCCAGGAGACACACGCGGCCGUGAGCCAGACCCUGGAGAGGGAGAGGGCUCUGAGAGAGCAGCUGGAGAGAGAGCUGGGAGAGGCACAGGAGCAGAUCAAACUGUUGGCCGCUGGUCGCUCCAUCGCCAGAGAGGUUCACAUCCAGUUGGAGGACGAUGAUUCUCGAAUCCGGGAGACCACGACCAUGCUGACUCGCCACGGCCUGGGCUACUGCAGCAGACUACAGAGCUGGAUCAGGGUGAAAAACCGACAGCUCAACAGAAUGAUGAGGAUGCGGCCGGGACUGCGCACCUUGAUAUGGAUCUACUUUGCCUUCAUCCACCUGAUGCUGUUCGCCUGCUUUGGCGGGUUCUUGUGACCCCCGUGAGAUGGGGGGAGGGGGAGCGUCAUGUCGGGAGGGGAGGGGAGGGAAGUAGAGUGCCAUUUGACUUAAUCACUGCCUUCAGGGAUCACUGCGCAAACUGACACGUGUUACAUAUUUUGUCAUCCAAUAUUCGAGUAAAAUAACCAUUGGCUGUGAAGUAGGGUGUGACAAAAUAGCGGUGAGUUAACGAAUGAACGCUUCAUCAAAGAGGCAAGGAGACAAAGCGCUCCUGUCCAGGGUCCUUCACUUCCAUUGUUGUACCACUGCUAUUGCUAACUUUGUUUCGGAUGUGCCACUUUCGCUGUGAUGUAACCAAAGUGACGGCUUCAUCAUGUUUUUAUAGAUUUUAAAAAAUGCCUCCUAUGGAGAACAGCAGCAGAGACUUCUGUUCCCCGGUUGCCUCCUCUUUUGUCACUCUUAGUGCUGAGGAGACUGCGGGUAGCAGUGAAUCUCGAGGUGAAAGUGUCCCAUCAGGGAACUGUUACACCAUGACCUCAAAGAAUUUUUUUAACCAGACACUCACGUUUUUUACAAUCCUUUCUCUACACCGUCUCUCUUUAGAGAGUGACUGAUAUGGGAGGUGUCUUACAACCACAAAGAGGGAACUUUUUUUGCAACUGUUUGAAUGACAGAGGUUUUCCUCUUGGCAGUUAGGUCUACUGUUUGAAGAAAUUAAAAAAAAACCCUAAAGGCGAAGGAAAUCGGACAGAUCUGUUGUUGCUCUAGUAAAAUGACUAGAGUUCUAGCAGCUGUGUGUGGUUCCUGCCUACGCCAUGUACAUAUCUCACAGCCUGAGAGCUGAUGUUGUGAUUGUCUGUUUGCGGGUGAGAGAGAGAGAGAGAGAGAGAGAGAGAGAGAGAGAAGUUAAGAGAGAUAUGCGGAGAGUGAGAGAGAAGUGAAGAUAGAGAGAAAAAUGGAGAAAGUGAGUCUGAGAGGGAGAAGUGGAGAGAGACACUAGGAGACAUGGAGAGAGAGGUAGAUGGAUAGAGAGUAAAAGGGAUAAGUAGAUAGAUGUAGAUUGGUUAGGAAGGAGUAUUGGGUGCUGAAGGGCACAGUGUUCACGACCAUGAUGAAAGUUGAGUGAAAGUGAAUUUAACUUAUAUUAUAACUUCUGAAUGUUGUUGUCUUUAAUGAUUUGGCGAAUUGACAACAACUUAUGUCUCUUUGUUGUAUUACGUGUGUUAAUGAGAUAGAUAUAGUGGAAGCACUUGCUUAUUUAUGAAAGCCAAAAGUGAAUGUCAUAAGGUAGAGGGGAGAGGGAAACUUGAUGUUUGAACUGACCAAUUUCAUGUAUGUGUACGGAUAUUUGUACGACAGCAUUAAUAUUGAAUGCUGUUAACUCAUGAAAUGAUUUGGAAUGAUGUGUCUUUUAGUUUUGCGCUUGUGGUGUGGGCGACUGGUAAACUGUUCAUUUCUAUAUUAAAUCUGCCUGUUUUCUGAUUGUCAUUGUAGGCUAUAUAAAGUUGAUGUAUCCAUGAAUUUCCUUUUGGAGCAUGGAGCUGCUGAAAAUCAAAUGAUUUUUGCGCAUAAUUUUUUAACUGUUGUAUUGUAAAGAUAUUUGGGUUUUUUGCUUGAGGUAUGAGAAGAUGCGAGUGAAUGAUUGGUAGGUUCUAAAAGGUAAAUAGUUGGCGAGACAGGCUGCACGGCUCGCAGUUACGUCUCUGUGUCACUUUGUGGUGGAUUGUCGUGAUAUUCUUCUAUUGAUGUCAUGUUGGAAUCUUUUGAUCUGCACAUUUUUGUCUGUGAAGGGAAUUGUAUCAAUUCAUUGUUUUACCUGAAGGGUAUUUAUCGACUUAGUUCUGGUUUGUGGUGGCACCUCAUAAUAUAUCGUGUUCUUACGUGUGUCAGUGAUAGUGAUACUGGUAUGUUGAGUUCACUUCGAGUUAAAUAUUGAGUUGAUUAUCGAGAUUAUAUGAUCAGCAGGCCAGGGUAGAAUUCUGUGAGCUGAUCUUGUCCCGAUAGCUUUUUGUUUUUAUUUUGUAAAAACAAAUUUAGUGAAUAUUUGUAAAGAUUGCCCCUUCAACAUUUUUUGGUGGGUUCUUUUGAUAUUUAAUUUUGUUUUUUUUGCUUAUGUUUUUAUUUGUAUGUAACGCUGCGCAUAUUCAUUAUUUGUGCUCUUGUGAUUGUGGCAGCCUCUGUACUGUGUGGAGAUUGGUGUAGCUUUGCAAUCUGUGAUGUCCUGGCUGAUUUAUCGAGUUUAUUUUCUCAAAAACUAAUUUAUUAUUUCACAUUCCAUCUGAAUUUUUUUUUAGUUCCUCCGACUUCAUUUUGUGUUUCUGCUCCAUAUUUAUUUGCUAGGAUCAGGGUUUUGUUUUAUUUUUACUUAAUUUGUGACUGGCUCUCGUAUGGGUGUGUGGUGAGUCUGUUCGGUUGUUAGGUCCAUGGUAUGACUUGAGAACCAGUGUCUGUGAGCAUCAUCAUUUCUUUUUCUCAUCUUCGAAAUGUGCUAUGAAAGAGACCAGAAAAAAGUGACCAAACUUGGAAGUUGCAUAAAACACUGCUCAGGAAAUAGGAUUUGGUCAUUCUUUUGAUCAUGAUCUUUUAAAAAAAAUCCUCCCUUUAUGAUGAUGCCGUCUUGACCAGUUUACUGUGUUUGCAUGAGAUCGUUCUGUGUAACUCUUAACUGCAUGUCUAGUUGUUGUGUCCUUUUUUAAAUAUAAAAAAACAACCUUGUUAGAGGGACUGGUGUGUUGUGGUUGUGAAGCUUAUUUUGAGUCGAUUUCAUGCUUUGUUUGGUGACUUUGCUUUGAUUGUCCAGUUCCUCGCUGACCAAAGCUCCGCCACAAGAUGUGACCAAACUGUUGAUCUGUCGGUUCAGUUGAUGCUACCUACCAGUUGCCAUGUUGCGGCUUUCAUGUAAAAAGAAAUAUUUUAGAAAACUAUUGUACAUAUGUUGUCAUCAUCCAAAGGGAAUGUUUAUUUGCGGUUGUUGAUAUGCAUAAAAUAAAAAAAGAUUUAUUGAUUAUAAAA
Messenger RNA from Aplysia californica (California sea hare), 33654 nucleotides. Its product is annotated as extracellular matrix-binding protein ebh. Bases 94 to 30678 code for a protein of 10194 amino acids. The transcript is spliced from 18 exons. The record is from RefSeq and is a predicted model, not a curated record. Lineage: Eukaryota; Metazoa; Mollusca; Gastropoda; Aplysiida; Aplysiidae.